GCGCGACUUAUUGACCAAGGUCCUAGAACCUAAUGUCAUUUCUUCACAAAAUUUUUGCAAAAUGGCGUUGUCUGUUCCUAAAACUUCUUUCCAACACAUGCUCAAAGAUGGUGCUAAGGUAUGUUUAAACUAAACCAAACUGAAACGAGAAGGCAACUCAAACAUAGAAGCUUCAAAUCAAGUUAAAAUCGAAGUGUUUAUGUGUUUUAUUCGUUUGACAAUUGUCUAUAUGAGGUGCACGUGGUUUCCCUGUUUGAGUUUGUUUGCGAAAUGAAUAGUUUGUCAAGUGUGUGAAUAGUGUUUUCUUCACUUUAAAACAUAUCAUUUGGCCUCCUCGUUUUAUUCAUAGUUAUGGUUUAGGAUAAUGUUAGUCAUUUCUAAAAAAAUCUUCAUAAAUGUACAUGAAUGUGCAUAUUUAUUAUUUAUACUAAGGGAGUGUACUAUAAACAGGGAAUAUCCUGUUAAGUUAUUUUUUAAUUUAAUUUAUAAACUUUGCCGAUGAAACAGUACAUUACAUGACAAGACAAAAACAAACAUACAUAAUGAAAUACAGUAGGUACAUGACCACAGCUGGGUGACCGCAACAGCGAAUAGCCAAUUACUGCAGGCCCGACAGAAAACUAUCGUUACACAUAUAUAUACACAUACAACAUACGUUACAGGUGUGAUCUUAUUUACAGUUCAACUGCAACACGAUACUGGACGUAACAGGCUUCGAAUACAAUUACAUUUCAGACAUAUACUCUUAAAUGUUCGAGAGUUUUCAGGAUCAUAAUUAAUGUUCAGUGAUGUAAAGUAAUACUUGAGCAAAUCUGAUUUAAAUACAGAAAUGCUAGUAUCCUUAGUGAGGUUCAGUUCAUCUGGAAGAUAAUUCCAAACUCGGCACGCUCUUACGAGGAAAGAUUUUUGGUAGGUGGUAGUUCUGCAUUUAGGGAUGACAUAUUUCAGUUUGUUUGAUGAGGUUGAUCGGGUUGCUCUACAAGUGGCGAAGAUAGCUGGCGACACUUGGGGAUUUAGCGUUACUAGACCAUGUGUGAUUUUGAAAAACAUGAUGAGUUGCCAUGAACAAAAGCGCAAAUUGAUGUUUUUUUCCUAGUCUCUGAGUAUAAGUCUCCCCCCCCACGAAUAUAAGCCCCUGUGUAUGAGCCCACCAUAUUUGCUAAUAUACUCAGGCCAUUCCGAAUAUAAGCCCCCCAAAUAUAAGCCUCUCUGUGUAUAAGCCCAUGGGCUUAUUAUUAGACACUAUUUAUUAACACAGCGAUGGGGAUUCCAGCAGUUCAGACAGUUGAGAAUAAUUGCAGUAUUAAAUAUGUUAAGUAACUUGUUUUAUUAUGUGUUAUAUACUGUGUGUUGAUAUAUUUUUGUUCACAGUAUAGUUUCCAGGUAGAAUAAAUAUUAUUACUAACAUCAAAUGUAGUCCAUGUAUAAGCCCCUGCCCCCCAAUCAAAAAGUGCUUAUCAUCUUGCCACAGCAAAAACAUGAUAUACCCACCUAAAAUCCUCAAUUUGACAUUUUACAUGGCAACUUGAAUAUGGACGUAGCCGCUGGUUAAUUUAAAUAACAAUUCCUUUAUAUACAUUGCAUAUCAUUGUCAUUUUCAGCACAUGAAAGGUCUCGAUGAAGCAGUGUUUCGAAAUAUUGAAGCAUGCAAAGAAAUAACAAAAAUAACAAGAUCUUCAUAUGGGCCCAAUGGUAAUUAUAUGUUGAUAAAAAUGUUCCUAAUUGCCAUUAAUCUUUAAUCUUACAAUCCAAAAUUUCCUUUGAUAUUGUAAUUUGUAAAUGAAAGAAUGCAUUUUAUAUAAUUUGUUUUUUUGUAUAUGUUUUAGGGCUGAACAAAAUGGUUAUCAAUCAGCUUGAGAAAUUAUUUGUUACAAGCGAUGCCGCGACAAUUAUCAAAGAGUUAGAGGUUCUUUUGAAUAUUUUUUUCAUGGUUUUGGCGGCUUUUUGCUGGGUGAUUUGCAGUAGAGUCCUGGCGUCAAUAUUAACUAGAGAUGCAUAUUUCCUAUGGACGAAUUUAGGCAAUUUGGUUCAAUAAUUAGUGUGACAACAGAUGCCAUUUUGGCACGCUGUAUGAGCAGCCCACAACCACCCGGAAAAAAUAGGAUCGCACGGUCCGUCGUGUUGAAAAAAAUAAUAGGGUCGGCAGAAAAAAAUAGGGUCAGUCGGGAACCGGAACCACAGGUAUUUAUUUUUUUAGGCCUAAACAUCAAAAAAUCUUUUCAAAAUUUUUUUCACAUAUACAGUAAUUCAAUAACUAGCCAUCACCUAUAAAUUUAUUGUAUAGAUCAAUGGAUUAACCCAUUGAGUACUGGCAGCACUCUCCACUUGACGAGUAAAAUUGUCUUGCGUUAGACAGAGUAAAUUACUAAAGUGGGUGCAUCAGGGCACAUUGCCACUUAAAGGGAAUUAAGAAGAAAAACUUGUUGCUAAUUUAGAAGUUGCCGACCCUGGUGCAUAAGUCCAAUUGAAUAAUAUACUAGAGACUCUAAGAUUGACGUUUGUGGCUGACCUGCAUAUACUUAAAAAAUGAACAAAUACUUCAUUUUUUAAGGCAGGCUUAGACUUGCCACAAGUCGACCACAUGGGGAGGGCGUGGGGGAGGGAGCGCGUGACCCGAGUGACGAAGUGAAGCGCGCCAUAGAAGGGCCUGGAAAGGACUUUGGAAAGUCUAAGGCAGGCUUUGUAAAACAUAAUGUUUUCAUGGUUUCUGUUAUAUAUAAAUGUAACUGCCCAAUAACUUAAUUUCCAGGUUCAACAUCCAGCUGCUAAGAUGUUAAUCUUGGCAUCUCAGAUGCAAGAACAGGAGGUAACAAACACUCAAGAUGAAAUAUAAACUUUAAAACCAAGAAAUCUUGUCUAGCAGUAGGAAUAUUUGUGUGUGUUCAUUUGUACUUCUUCCCCCCGACAACGUCUGUAGCUUCCCUCUUGUAUGAACAUGUAUAUUCUCCCCAGCAAAACAUGUAACUCUCUUUCUCCUGCAAGAAAAAGUCUGAAGAUUCCCCCCUUGAAAAAACCUGUACUUCCCCCUCCAGGAAAAUUUGUAGCUCUCCCCCUGAAAGUCUGUAGGUCCUCCCCCCCAGAAGAGGUCUAUAGCCUGCCCCCUUACGAUAACUGCACCUCCCCAGCAAAAGUCUGACAUCUACAGUUUCAAAAAGUUUGUAGAUUCCCCCCUACUGCCCCCUCCUGCAAACGUCUGUAGUCCACCCCCUGAAACUCUGUAGCUUCCCCCCCAGAAAAAGUCUAUAGCUUGCCCCCUUAAAAUAUCUGCAUCUCCCCAGCAAAAGUCUGACAUCUGCAGUUUCAAUCAAAAAGUCAGUAGAUUCCCCCCUCGAAAAAACCUGUACCUGCCCCUCCUGUAAAAGGCUGUAGUCCUCCUCCCUAAAAAUCUGUAGCUCCCCCCCCCACAGAAAUAGUCUAUAGCCUGUCCCCUUAAAAAGUCUGUACCUUCCCCAGCAGAAGUUUGUAGUUUUCCCCCUGGAAAAGUCUAAAAAAUCUUCAUGAUUUUUGGCAAUUUUGAUGCAAUUUGUGGUGCUGGUAGAGUCAAAAUUGGUUUUUCAAAUGAAAAUUGAUGCGUCUGUUAGGUUGGGGAUGGCACAAAUUUUGUCAUGGUUUUUGGUGGACAACUUCUUGCCAAGGCCGAGGAACUUUUACGUAUGGUAAGCUAUGGAAAUUUUGUGACCAUAUAUACUUGAGGAAAAACAAUCUGCACUAAAUCUUGUUGUUUAUAUAGGGUCUUUCCCCACCAGAAGUGAUAGAAGGCUUUGAGAAGGCAUGCGAUAAAGCAUUAGAAAUUUUACCAGGUACUUGCAAAAUUCUCAUGAAAUAUUGAAACUUGCAGUUCAUUAGAGACCCAACAAGAACUAUCCUGUUGUUCCAAAAAAAAUAAAACUUUCCAAAAAUUUCUUAAUUUUAUUUUAAUUUUACAUAGGGACGUGAUUUUUCAGGAUAUGCAAUAUAUCAGGAUAUAUUUUGUUAUGCCUUACCGUGCAAUUAAUUGUCAUGUACUGCAUGUGCAGGGCGCGAUAAUUCAAUAUUUUUGUCGUACCUGACUGGUACGCCAAUGGUUGUUGCGACGUACUUUGCGCUGGUACAAAUUCAGUGCUCAAUGUGUACUUACAGUCAUUAAAAUAAGCUUCAGGUUUCUGAAAAGUAUGUUCAUACUACGAGUUAGAAACACAAACACAAUUACAUAUAUGCAUAUACAAACAAUCGACUCCAAGGCUUCUUAUUAGUGCCAUCAAUCCAAUCAUGUUUCAUGCCAAGACAUCUCAGACACAUGAUAUACCAACGAGAUUACGGUAUUGAAUACCUUGGACUUGAAAAGGUCAUGUGGUACUAGCAAAAAGUACGUACGCAAAUAGCAAGAGUUCCGCGUACCUACAUGGUACGUGGCUGAAAACAAAGAAGUACCAGAGCGUAAUAUUGGCGUGCCUCCGCUACGUAAGUACGCGAAUUAUCGCACAGAUCGGAAGAGCACUAUGAUUUUGAUUAUUAUGAUCAUAAUUUGUAUAUGAAAUGAAUUUCCCAGAUUUAACAUGCUAUACGAUAAAGAAUAUACGAGACUCUAAAGAAGUGACCAGAGCCAUCAAGUCAUCUGUUACAAGCAAACAGGUAUAUGAGUGCAAUGUCAGUUAAGUUUCCAUUACACAGUGUUAGAGACUGUAAAGCUUAUUGAUGUUAUUAUCAAUUUAUUAACAGUAUGGAAAUGAAGAUUUUCUCUCAGAACUUCUUACAAAAGCUUGUGGUAGGUUUAACCAGAUUUUUGGCCUUUGUCGUAAUAUGUCAGAAACAAGACACCAUUUAUCUGUUUAUCCAAACCCACCUCACACUUUAUACUGUACUUAGCCUGGUUAUUUUUGAAAACGAUCAUACUUCUUGUGAAGUUAUCUUGUUGAGAAAUGAAAGUAGUGAUACAUCGGGAGCUGGUUGUAUAAAAAAGUGAUUAAAGUUAACUGUAGUUGGUGGAAAUGUCAUCCAAUAAGAAGCUCGCAUUUGAGAGUUAAUCACUAUUUAACUACAAAAUAGUGAUUAAAAAAGUGAUUACUGUCGUUCCAAUUGAAGUGUUGCUCAAAUAUUGAUUCAAUACAUUACCUCGGGCUGACCAAUUCAUUUCAUCAAGUUCCUCGAGAUAUUCAUACACUUCCUAGUAUAAUUGUAAACUUCCUGUUGAAUAGUUUGAAUGCACCAAUCACCUUUGUUGUUUGUGCAACUAACCAAUCAUAAAUAGAAAGGAAGUGACCAGAAAUGAUCAAAUACUUGGAAUGAGCUCUUUCACAGGAAGUGUAUGAAUAUCUCGAGGAACUUGAUGAAAUGAAUUGGUCAGCCCGAGGUAAUGUAUUGAAUCAAUAUUUGAGCAACACUUCAAUUGGAACGACAGUAAGAGUUUUCUACAACCGGCCCCAGGCCUUAAAAUAUCGGUCAUGCAGAGAACCGUCUGACAACAUGUUUGAUGACUUUGAGUUUGGGUCAGGUGCAAAAAAAAAAGCUCACGACCCCCAUGGAAAGUUAGGGCUUAGAACGUGCCAAAGUCAACGACGUGACCUAUGUAUGUAGUGUACAUAAUUAUGUAUCUAGUGUAUUAAUAAAUUGUGACUGUACAACUCAUCCAAUUAUGCCCCUCAUUACAAUUACUACAAAGUUUCUUUCAAAAAAUAUUGCAUUAAAAGGGUACUUGACACAGAGAUGAAUGGCUAUCACUGUUUCAAUUUUACACAAAAACUUUCUUACGAAGCGUAGAUCCUAAGCAACCAGAAAAUGUCAAAUUUGUACUUUGAUCUAUCAUUGAAACUUUCCCAAGGGGAGGUGCAUGACUUUUCAGGGGAGGUGCAAAACGAUCUCAGGGGAGGUGCGUACCUCCCCACACCUGGUACCUCCCCUCAAAAUCCGACCACCAUGUCCAGUGGUUUCCUCUUUACGUUGGACAAUUUCACGAAUGGGUCGAACAAGGUCCAUGACCGACCGAUAUUUUAAGGCCUGCAGUCAUAUACAUUACAAUUUGGUUACAGAGCUCAGUAAGUUAUGUUGCUAUAUACCUUAUUAUGAGGAAAUUAACGAUGCACUUUAUUAACGCGACAUAAAUUAACGUGUCAUCUAAUUAACGCGAAUUGCUUUCAGGUACUUCUAAAGUUGAUCAAAUUAACGCGAAUCUGACAGUUUAUGGUUAGCAAGUUAAUUUAACUAACGCGAGUCGAAGAAUAUAAACACAACAGCAAAAGUUUAAUAUUAUAUACUACCAAUAAAAUGGUACGCGAGUAGAUAUGUCAAAACUGUAACGUUAAAAGUUAAAGUCAUCUAAGCCAAUGUGACCAAUGUAUAUUAAAUAUAUAGUCCAGCUUAAGGUUCUGCCGACAGUGACAUGUGAAGAAGUGGACUGAUGUUUUUGUUUUGAGGUUUAAUAUGAUGUAUUUUGAGUUAAAAGAGUUCGUGUUGUAUAAAACAAAUCAAGGUCUUUUUACUGUCGUUCCAAUUGAAGUGUUGCUCAAAUAUUGAUUCAAUACAUUACCUCGGGCUGACCAAUUCAUUUCAUCAAGUUCCUCGAGAUAUUCAUAUACUUCCUGUGAAAGAGCCAAUUCCGAGUAUUUGAUCAUUUCUGGGCACUUCCUUUCUAUUUAUGAUUGGUUAGUUGCACAAACAACAAAGGUGAUUGGUGCAUCCAAACUAUUCAACAGGAAGUUCACAAUUAUACUAGGAAGUGUAUGAAUAUCUCGAGGAACUUGAUGGAAUGAAUGGACCAUUUGCAUUAUAGACUAACUUUUGAUCCAGACAAAAAUUUCAUCACAGCUUGAAAGAGCAUCGAUGUACUUCAAAUUUCGCGAAUGUUAAAUGGAUAAUAUACCUUAGUUUGUUGUCAGAUUUUAUUACGCACGGAAAUUGACAGCCCAAUCGGGUGUUGGGGCAUCAAUUUCCCGUUUGUAAUACAAAAUGACUGAAAAUUGCAAAUUUCGCAAGGCUAUAUUAUCCGCAUUUUACAACAUUUCACAACGAAACUUUGGAAUAUUACUAAUUUUGUGAUGCUCUUUCAAGCUGUGAUGAAAUUUUUGUCUAGAUCAAAAUUUAGUCUAUAAUGCAAAUGGUCCAUUGAUCAGCCCGAGGUAAUGUAUUGAAUCAAUAUUUGAGCAACACUUCAAUUGGAACGACAGUAAUUAACGAUAAACUAAAAUUUGCAUGCUUGAAAUGAACGAUAACAUAAAUUAACAUUAAUUAAAUUAACGCGAAUUUUUAAAAUCCGCUUUAAUAAAGUGCAUCGUUAAUUUCCUAUAAUAAGGUAAUCAAUAUACACUAUAGUUAAUUUUGAUGGCUUUAAGACUCCCCACACCUGCCUACUUUAUCAACAAAGCCAUCUAGCCGUAGCAGCUCCCAGAAGUGUGUGAGAGCAUGUAAUUCAUCAUUAAAUUAAUUUCCCCUCUUUUCUUCAGUACCGAUCCUGCCGGAAUCUGGUUUGUUUAAUGUCGACAACGUUCGAGUCGUUAAAAUAUUGGUAAGCCUUAAGUGAAGCCUUAAGCCCCGUUUACACUACGCUCGAUUUUUGGUACCGUACCACUUUUUUGGUUCUUGGACUACCUAUUUUUUUGGUUCUUGGACUACCUAAAUAGGUAGUCCAAGAAUCAAAAAAGUGGUACGGGUACCAAUUUUAUCCGUGCCGUACCAAAAAUUGAGCGUAGUGUAAACGGGGCUUUAGUCAAGCGAGGACGAGAGUUGGCAAGCAAGAGUUUGCACGAGUGUUUCCUCAACUCUCAUUGUUGUGUCUUAUAUGUAGGGUUCUGGUGUACUUAGUUCUGUGGUAAUUCAAGGCAUGGUUUUCAAACGCGAGGUAGAGGGAAAUAUUACUAAAGUCCAAGAUGCUAAGAUUGCUGUGUUCUCGUGUCCACUCGAUUCUAUGGCAACUGAAACUAAGGUAUAAGCUCUAUGACUACUAAAUUGUUAAUGUAACACCAAAAUUGAUCUUAACUCCUCUAACUGAGCCUGGUUUCCAUAUGGUCGUAACGGUCGUAAAGAUUGAGUCACGAUCUUUCUCAUCAGCCGAAAUACAACAUUUCAUAGAACUAAAAGUACGCGGAGUUAUUAUGACUAGAGAAUACUUUACAGGUAUAAACUAUUAUAAACUGAUGCUUGUGAUGUUACUCUGAGUGUAUAUCCACACCCGGCAAGCUUGAAAAAUAUGCUUGGCCAGGUAUAUUUUUCAAGCUUGCCCGCGGUGUGGAUAUACACUGUCUCUGAGUAACAUCACAAGCAUCAUGUUCACCUGAGUACAUUACACCAACACAAAUUUAUUAUAAACUGGCCGUUGAGAAAGAUUGUGACUCUAUUUUUACGACAAUUACGACCAUUUUGAAACCAGGCUGAAGAAAAACUUCACGACAAACACUUCACGACAAACACUUCACGACAAACACUUCACGACAAACACUUCACGACAAACACUUCACGACAUGUUUGCGACAGAUACAACCAUGUGGAAAUCAUGCUUUAUCUUAGUAUUGACUUGUUAUCGCCAGUCAGCAUAUCCACAGGCCAGCGAUAACGUUUGAACAUGCGUACUGUAUAUAUACAGUGCCCACUCACAGAACACGUUCCUUUCUCUAGGGAACAGUUCUCAUAAAGAGUGCUGCUGAACUAAAGGCAUUUAGUCCUGGUGCUGAAAAUUUACUAGAAAGUGUAAGUAUAUCUGAGAUCUUUCUUUCUUCUUUCUGUACCCAAUCCAGAAACUUUGUUUUAUUCUUUAUAUUUUUAGCAAGUCAAGUGUUUAGUUGAUGCUGGUUGUAAUUUAGUUGUGACUGGUGGUAAAGUUGGCGAUAUGGCUUUGCAUUUCUGUAAUAAAUAUAAUCUCAUGGUUGUAAGGUAAGCUCUGUCUUAAAAGAUAAAUUUACUAAGCACAUUGACCCAAUAAUGACCAACAAUCUCUUCUUAGCACUUAUGAUGGUGCUCAUCUAUGGAACUCCAUUCCAAACGAGUUUAGAGAGAGAAAAUCUCUUUCACAUUUUCAAAAGAACUGCUACUCACAUUUUCAGUCAUAUAAACAAAAUAUUAGUAUAGGUAAUCAUGCGAUGUUGCUCGUACAAUUAGGGAUUAAAAGUACUCGUGAUGUUUGGCAAUUUUUCCGAAUUGGACUCGCCGUGUACUUCUUUAUUAUUUGCAUGACAAAAUUGGAUAAUUCUCAAUGUCAAAUGUCCACAUCAUAUUCUCUCGCCAAAGCCCAGUCCUGUCAGGCUCUCAACCAAACUUUGGUGCUUUCGUUCGUAUUUAGUUCUUUUGCUUUAAGUUGUUUAAAUACCUUUCCACAAUUUUGUUUGUUUUGGGAAAAUCAUUAAUUAUACUGCAGUACAAUUAAUGAAAUAACUGUACUCUUUUCAACCAAUCGGCAUCCAGGAAUUUUGUCAUGCUAAUAAUAAACCCUGUAAAUAGAUUAUUCAUUUAUCAUAUUCCUUCAUAUUAUACCUCACAUUUUGUAGCUAACUUUAAAUAUUGUACCUUUUUACACUAUACACGAAAUAUUUUGUUACUAUAACUUUAAAUAUUAUAAAUAAACUAAUAAAUACAUUUUCACUAAAUUGUACUUUCUUUCACUCGUCCCCGGUGAAAGUCAGCUUCGCGGUCGACUUGGUUAGCGUGGUUAAAUAAAGUUCAUUAUUAUCAUUAUUAUUAAUUUAUUAUGAUUAUCAUUCAUUGUCCUUACUGGACAAUUCUAGUACUGUAACAUAAUGUUAAGAUUGACCUUCACUUACUCGCGGUCAUUUCAAUUUUAGGCUAACUUCUAAAUGGGAAUUACGUCGACUUUGUAAAGCUGUUGGAGCCGUCGCACUCCCGAAAAUGGUACGUAGUGCUAAUUUGGACAUGGUUAUUUUGCUUCUUUUUUUUUUAAUUUUUUUUUUAUUUUGCUUCUUUCCUAAUUUGCAU
Messenger RNA from Paramuricea clavata, 9894 nucleotides. The record is from the annotation of a GenBank genome assembly. Lineage: Eukaryota; Metazoa; Cnidaria; Anthozoa; Malacalcyonacea; Plexauridae.